Messenger RNA from Macadamia integrifolia, 1781 nucleotides. RefSeq lists its product as uncharacterized. The record is from RefSeq and is a predicted model, not a curated record. The transcript has 4 exons. The coding region runs from base 521 to 1285 and encodes 254 amino acids. NCBI's taxonomy places the organism in Eukaryota, Viridiplantae, Streptophyta, Magnoliopsida, Proteales, Proteaceae.
UUUCGUCGACGCUUGUUGGAUUUUACUCAACCAGCGAAUAUUCCUAACCUUAACAGAGAGAGAGAGAGAUAGAGAGAGAGAGAGAGAGGGGAAGCAGCAGAAGCAACCCUAGUUUUCGGAGUUUUUUUAUUUCUCCAUGUAGCUAAAGCUGAUUGAGAGUCUUGAAAUUUUUGAAAAACCCAGAAGAGAAAAAGCCCUAAUUUGUUGAUUUGGAGAUCAGAAAUUGGGUUAGGAGCUGAGCUGAUUAAGUGUUGGAUUUUUUAUUGAAAGACCCAGAGAGAAAAAAGCCCUAAUUCUUUGAUUUGGAGAUCAGAAAUUGGGUUAGGAGCUCACCUGAUUGAGUGUUGGAAUUUUUAUUGAAAGACCCAGAAGAGAAAAACCCCAAUUUGUGGAUUUUGGGGAUCAGAAAUUGGAUUAGGAGAGCUGAUUGAUUGUUGAAAUUUAUUGAAAGACACAGAAGAGAAAAGGCAUUUUUUUUUUUGGUUUUGGGGAUCAGAAGUUAAGGGAGGGUUCAUUAGGAAUGGAGAAGAGGGAGGGAGAUAUUGCUUCCGGUAUCAAGGGAUCGAAAUUCCCUUUAACGUUUUGGGAGACGACGAUAGGUUUGGGUGUCAUUGCUAGUUUCGUUUUGGGGCUUCUUGGUGUUUAUUACACAAUGCCUGCCUCCGAUUAUGGCUUCCUCAAGUUGCCUCGCAGUCUUGAAGAUCUCCAAAUUCUCAGGGAUCACCUUGAGAGUUACACUAGCGAUUACACGAUACAGGUCCUUGUGGGGUACUUCACAGUCUACAUUUUCAUGCAAACUUUCAUGAUUCCAGGAACUGUCUUCAUGUCUUUGCUUGCUGGAGCUCUUUUCGGAGUCUUCAAAGGUGUAGCUCUUGUUGUCUUUGCUUCCACUGCUGGUGCUUCUUCUUGCUAUUUUCUAUCAAAAUUGAUAGGGAAGCCCCUGGUCUUCUCUCUUUGGCCAGACAAAUUGAGUUUUUUUCAAGCCCAGGUAGCUAAAAGAAAGGGUAGUCUACUCAAUUACAUGCUUUUCUUAAGGCUGACACCUACCUUGCCCAACACAUUCAUCAACGUCGCAUCACCAAUCGUAAAUGUGCCUUACCAUACGUUCUUCCUCGGAACAUUCAUCGGACUCAUUCCAGCUGCUUAUCUCACUGUCAGGGCUGGAAUAGCUCUCGGGGAGUUACGUUCGCUGGGUGACCUUUACGAUUUCCAGGCAAUUGGUACCCUUUUUUUUAUUGGGAUUGUCUCCGUCACCCCUACACUGAUGACCAAGAGCAAUACUUGAGUACUCGCGAUGGAAACUCAGCUACUAGUCCUUUGUGAAACCAAUCCACAGCCAACCCAUAAGGUACCUCCAAAUCUGUACAGAUACGAAUCGAAUAAAAAAGAAAUUCAUAGCUCCAUCCCUUGGUUGUGGCUUGGAAAUCUUCCGCGGAAGUGAUGGCCUGAAAUGUGUUCUGCGAAAAGGUUGCGGGGAAUUGUUCCUGGUCUCAGCUUUUCAAUUAUCUUGUUGACAUUGUCAAUUAUCUAAAUGUGCUCAAGUGUUUAAAAAAAAUGUAAUUCGUGUUACUAAGAUCUCAAUAGGCUAUGCAUUUCAUAGCAAAUAUAUAGUUCUGAGAUUUGAGUGUACGGUUCUUUUGGGAAUCUAAUGCCCAUAAUCCUUGAAAACUAGUCCUAUAUGAAUGAGAAGGUGGUCUUUGCUGGAAUAUUUGUUGGGCAGAAUUGUAUGUAGAGUUGAAUUGUACCUUCUUUGUCAAUGCAGCAGUGUACUGUACCCACCC